Messenger RNA from Anopheles coustani, 786 nucleotides. RefSeq lists its product as uncharacterized. Lineage: Eukaryota; Metazoa; Arthropoda; Insecta; Diptera; Culicidae. The coding region runs from base 1 to 786 and encodes 261 amino acids. The transcript is spliced from 2 exons. The record is from RefSeq and is a predicted model, not a curated record.
AUGUCGGAGGGCAAAAUCAAGCGGAGGAACUUCUCGAAAACAUUGCUCGAGGCAGCCGACGGGCCCCUGAUUGAGGAAGGGCAACCGCCAGCCGAGCUGUACGACAGUGCCCAAUCAUUGGCCAACGAUGCCUUGCUGAAGACAACGAUCGACGGGCAGGAGUGUCACCUCCCGUUCGAGGUCCUGGAAGAGAUCCCCGCCGUGGUGCCUCAUCUCGAUGAAAGCGGAAUCUCCCGGAUGCCGUUCCGGUGCCCCGUAGGUGGUUGCACCCACACGUGCAGUUUGCUCUUGUUUUCCAUGCACAUUUCCUACGACCAUACGAAUGUGCUGCUGGAGAACCUCUGGCCGAGCGAAACGAAUACCGUUCUCGUCGAUCCAAGCGUACCGGACGACUCCCCGGGCCUUCCCCAGUGUCACAAGCUAUAUCUGGUCAGCGGCAAGAUCCGAGGUUUCGGUGACGGGAAACACCGCGAUAAGCUGCCGUUCGCAUUGAUGUCCGCCAAGUUUAGUCUGCACGGUACGGAGCGUAUGGUACUGUGGAUCACCGGUCCGGAUGCCGGCGUUGAUCGACGCCAGCGUUACACCAUGGAAGCGGGUCGCAACGACCCGAAGCGGCUGCUCCCGUACGCCGUAGCCUUCAGUGGCGAAAUCGUGUCCUUGCAUAGCUCCCAGGAUGGUGAAGAAAUUCAUCGUUCCGGGGCCGGGCUCGUCAUACCGAGACAGCAGAUCGACUCCCUCGUCGACCGCCGGACGAAGCUGCUGGAAGUGUGCAUCCAUUUCCACUGA